Molecule: messenger RNA, 1935 nt
Organism: Closterium sp. Yama58-4
Lineage: Eukaryota; Viridiplantae; Streptophyta; Zygnematophyceae; Desmidiales; Closteriaceae
Source: the annotation of a GenBank genome assembly
AUGGCACACCUACCACCACUCUCAACCUUCACAUGCGCGAUCAGCUCGACGCUUGUUUCUAGCUCCGUGCGGUUGAUGUCGGCCGCCAUCCACGCCGUCCUACCCGCAGCGCUGCUUCCCGCCUGCCGCUCCUGGCUCGCGCGCAGUUCUUUCACUUCCACAAACACCGCCUCAUCUGCGCUACUGAUAGAAACUCAUUUGCAUCUCCUGCGCGGCAUUUCGCAUCUGCAACCCGCAAUCCCGUCCAUCCAGUCGCCAUCAGAGUGCGCUCAACAACCGGCUACCACUGUCCAGGACCCAAGCCGCGCGGCCACUAGUAGGGUCCACCCACCCGUCGCUCUCCCUCAGCCCUUCUUCCAGUUUCAUCGGGCCGUUGCAGCCAUGGCGGGCAUGCGCCCCGCAGCGCACUCGGAGCGCGAGCAGCAGGAGGCGGAGCCGCUGCCGGGGCUGAGGCGCACUGUGUGGGGGCAACUGGACCUCAAGCCGCGCUUCCCCAAGCUCGAGUCGCAUGUGCACGCUGACGUGGCGGUGAUCGGUGGCGGGAUCGCGGGGCUGAGCAUCGCGUACCAGCUGCAGCGCAAGGGCAAGUCCACCGUGCUGCUGGAGCGCCGCUGCAUUGGGUCGGGGCAGACGGGGCGGACGACGGCGCACAUAAUGGCGUGGAACGACGACUUCUACAUGAACCUCGAGAAGAGCUUCGGGCGCGACAACACGGCGCUCGUGGCGGAGUCGCACCGCCAGGCCAUCGCGUGCAUUGAGGACACCGUGGCGCGCGAGGCCAUUGACUGCAAGUUCACGCGCCUCGAUGGGUACCUCUUCCCGCACGACUCCAAGGCGUCCACGCUGGAGAUGCUGCACCUGGUAACCAGCUCCCAUGGUAACCAGCUCGCAGGGAGUACGAGGCGUGCAAGAGGGCAGGGUUCACGGACGUGUACAUGGCGGACUUACAGGGCGACCCCGCCCUCGGCUCCGUGCACAAGACCAUCUGCUUCCCCUCCACCGCCGAGUUCCACCCCCUCAUGUACCUCAACGGGUUGGCGGACGCGUUUGUGCGCCAUGGGGGGGCGCAUCUUCGAGCAGACAGUGGCGUUCCGCGAGGAGGGUUCAGUGACGGGCGCGGGGGCGGGGGCGGUGGUGGCGAGCAAGGAGGGGCGGGGCGUGGUGCAGGCGGGGGCGGUGGUGCUGGCGACCAACUCGCCCAUCAACCACAACCUCCUCGUGCACGCGCGCCAGCCUGCUGACCGCAGCUACGUCGUGGGCCUCCACCUGCCCAAGGGCUCCGUCAAGCGCGCCAACUGGUGGGACACGGCGUCGCCAUACCACUACGUGCGAGUGGAGGAGCAGGAGGGAUGCGACGUGCUGGUGGUGGGGGGCGGCGACCACCCCGUGGGCAUGCCAGCAGGCCACUACCACGACGUGUGGGGCGACCUCGAGCGCUGGGCUCGCCCCCGCUGGCCCACGGCGCAGCAGACGCUCUUCCGCUGGAGUGGCAUGGUGUACGAGCCGGUGGACUUCCUGGGGCUGUACGGGCGCAACCCCAUGGACGCUACUGAAACCUACAUCGCCACUGGCGACAGUGGGCAGGGCAUGACGGGCGGUACCAUAGCCGCCAUGAUCAUAUCCGAUCUCAUCUGCCGCCGCCCGAACCCGUUUGUGGAGAUUUACUCGCCAUCGCGCCUGCCGCCCCUAUCCAAGGAGUCACUGUCGCUGGCGGGCUCUGUUGUCAGCCACACCAUCCAGGUACCACCUGCUCCAGUCAACACCCGUUGCAAGUCACCAACAUGGCCGCACAUGGGGUGCAGCGUGCACUGGAACCCCAACGACGCCACCUUUGACUGCCCCUGCCACGGCUCUCACUUGGACCACCUCGGCCGCUGCAUCAACGGCCCUGCCAAGGCCGACCUCUCCCCACUACACCCUGCUCAGACAGGGUAG